This is a messenger RNA of Cariama cristata (Red-legged seriema), 1308 nucleotides long. It is a transcript of the gene PRDM6, whose product is annotated as PR domain containing 6. The record is from RefSeq and is a predicted model, not a curated record. Gene Ontology annotation, molecular function: histone methyltransferase activity; protein binding. Gene Ontology annotation, cellular component: nucleus. The transcript is spliced from 7 exons. Lineage: Eukaryota; Metazoa; Chordata; Aves; Cariamiformes; Cariamidae. Bases 1 to 1308 code for a protein of 435 amino acids.
AUGGGGCAAGUUUCAUAUGCAGGCCUUCUUCUGCAGGGGCACCCAUCAGAGAAACGCGCAUCUUGGUGCUUGCCUGCUUGCUUUCUGCUAGUAUUGGUAAUCGAUGCUACAGGAUGUGACAUGUGUGCUGACAACCGCAACGGCGAGUGCCCCAUGCACGGGCCCCUCCACUCCCUGCGCCGGCUGGUGGGCACUAGCAGUGCUGCCGUGGCAGCCCCUCCACCUGAGAUCCCAGAGUGGCUUCGGGACCUGCCCCGGGAAGUGUGCCUGUGCACCAGCACGGUGCCCGGCCUGGCCUACGGCAUUUGUGCGGCACAGCGGAUCCAGCAAGGCACCUGGAUCGGGCCCUUCCAGGGAGUCCUGCUCUUGCCAGAGAAGGUUCAGGCGGGAGCCAUCAGGAACACUCAGCAUCUCUGGGAAAUAUAUGACCAAGAUGGGACGCUGCAGCACUUUAUUGAUGGUGGAGAACCCAGUAAGUCAAGCUGGAUGAGGUAUAUCCGAUGUGCAAGACACUGCGGGGAGCAGAACUUAACAGUGGUUCAGUACAGGUCAAAUAUAUUCUACCGGGCUUGCAUAGAUAUCCCCAGGGGCACUGAGCUGUUGGUGUGGUACAAUGACAGCUACACAUCUUUCUUUGGAAUCCCUCUCCAAUGCAUUGCACAAGAUGAAAAUUUGAAUGUCCCUUCGACUGUAAUGGAGGCCAUGUCCAGACAAGACACCCUACAGCCAUUUAAUAAAAGUAGCAAACUAUCCCCUGCCACUCCACAGCGAUCCAUAGUAUUUCCACAGACUCCGUGUAGCAGAAAUUUUUCUCUCCUGGAUAAGUCUGGGUCCAUCGAGUCAGGAUUUAACCAGAUCAGUGUCAAAAACCAACGAGUUCUUGCAAGCCCAACUUCAACAAGCCAACUAAAUUCUGAGUUCAGUGACUGGCAUCUUUGGAAAUGUGGGCAAUGCUUUAAGACUUUCACCCAGCGGAUCCUCUUACAGAUGCAUGUGUGUACGCAGAACCCUGACAGGCCCUACCAGUGUGGUCACUGCUCCCAGUCUUUCUCCCAACCUUCAGAGCUGAGGAACCACGUAGUUACACACUCCAGCGACAGGCCUUUCAAAUGUGGCUACUGUGGUCGUGCCUUUGCUGGUGCCACAACACUCAACAAUCACAUCCGGACACACACAGGGGAAAAGCCCUUCAAGUGCGAGAGGUGUGAGAGGAGCUUCACACAAGCCACCCAGCUGAGUCGACACCAGAGGAUGCCCAAUGAGUGCAAGCCAAUAACAGAGAGCACAGAAUCAAUUGAAGUGGAUUAA